AUGACUCCUGAGAAAAAAAGAAAACGGAGUGAUGAAGCUCCUGACCUGGUCAAAAGAGCUCAUGAGGUAGUGACCAGGAUCUCGAAAGCUUGUCAAAAUGAAAAUGGAUUCGGGGGGUUCAGCAUUUCUCUGUAUGACACUGCGUGGUUAUCGAUGAUCACCAAGUUCGACGCUGAUGGCGCCCCUCAAUGGCUCUUCCCGGAGUCGUUCAACUAUAUUCUUGAUCAGCAGCGCGAUGACGGUUCUUGGGGAACAUACGCAUCGCCUGUGGAUGGAAUACUCAACACUAUGGCAGGAUUGCUGUGCUUGCUAGCUCAUCGUGAUGCAUCGAUCACCAUGCAUUCUACUGGUGGCGAUUUGAAAUCUAUCAAUUACGAUUGGAAAAUAUCCCAAGCAACCACCGUUGUCUCGGAAGCGCUGAAGAUGUGGGAUGUCAAGUCAACCCUUCAUGUGGGAUUCGAAAUCUUAGUCCCAAGCCUUCUGAAUCAAUUGAGUGAGAGAGGCGUCAAUCUUGAAUUCCCUGCCAGACCAGAGCUGAUGAAGCUUUAUGAGCGCAAGCUCGCUCAUUUCAGGCCGGAAAUGGUGACAUCGAAAUAUCAAACCACUCUUUUGCAUUCGCUCGAAGGGCUGAUUGGCAAAGUCAAUUUUGACCAGUUAUCGCACCAUUGUACAGGGUAUGGAGGCAUGUUAGGAUCUCCAGCCUCUACAGCUGCCUACCUCAUCAACUCCACUCAAUGGGAUGAUUCCGCGGAGAAGUAUCUCAGGAAUGUCAUUCAAAGCUACGGUGGCUGUGGCGGAGUUCCCAGCGGGUUCCCAACACCGGUGUUCGAAGUGUCCUGGACGAUCUCAACCUUACUUGCCAGUGGAUAUUCCAUCAAGGAUCUUCCAUGUUCGGACGUCAAAAUCCUCACGGCCUAUCUCAGACAGCUCCUUCAAGAUCAGAAUGGGCUUCUUGGUUUUGCUCCAGGAUUUCUAUGUGAUGCCGACGACACGGCUCAAACUGUUUUAGCCCUCAGGCACCUUGGUAUCGAAGCGGAUCCGACGCCCUUGGUCAAACAAUUCGAGGCCGCAGACCAUUUCCAAACAUACAAGCUGGAGCGCAACCCAAGCUUCAGCGCGAAUGCCAACAUCCUUCAUGCUUUGCUGGCGGCAACCAAGCCUUCAAUGUAUGAGCCACAGAUUGAGAAGGCUGUGAAGUUUAUGCUUUCGAUCUGGGACGAUGGUGCGCUGAAGGAUAAGUGGAACUUAGCAUCCGAGUAUAGCGAAAUGCUUUUGAGCAGCGCGUUGCUCCGUCUUCUUCAGGCAUGGAGUCAGGGUCUUUUAAAGAAAAUGCCCAGUGAACUGAUUGCAGUCCGUGUCCCUAUUACACUCAGUCAAUUAUUCUCCAGAGCAUUGACCCGCCAGCGUGAAAAUGGCUCCUGGGGUAACUCUAUUGAGAGGACUGCAUACAGCGCACUAUUGCUUGCCUCCAUGCUCAAACUGCCGUGGUUGCAGUCUAUUCGUGACUUUGCCCAAACUGCCCUGCUUAGAGCAAGACAAUACCUUACGUUACAUGCCAACAACUGGGCCGACGGUGAUUACAUCUGGAUUGAGAAAGUUUCAUACAGAUUACCUAUCUUGUCAGAGGCGUAUAGUCUUGCGGCAAUGAGGGCGCCGACCGAGGAAAUCGCAUGGAGUACAGAGGUCGUGAAUAUUUUUGCUAUGUCCGAAAAGAAGCUGGUGAAGAUGUCAAAAUUCUUUGGAAGCUUACCUUUGUUCAAUAAAACUUCAGAGCGGACUAUGCUUUUUGCUGUUGCCGAGGCAUAUCUUUAUACGAAGCUGCUGAAAGCCGUUCGACUUGAUAUUUUCCCCCGAGAUAGCAUGGGAAUGACAGAAGACAAAUACCUGGAUUUUAUUCCAAUUGCUUGGACCACUGUCAACUCCGCAUCGAAUUAUCCCCUCUCAGGCAAGAUACUAUGGGACAUGAUGGUGAUAUCAAUGCUUAACUAUCAAGCCGACGAAUAUAUGGAGACGGUGGUCGCUAAUCUGCCGGAUUCAAGCUUGAUUGAGCUCAAAGUCAUCAUUCGAGCUGAAUGUGGAAGUGAACUGUUCUAUGAACACUCAUUUCCUAGCAGCCGAACAGGGUCACGAUCCCCGCAGUCGGAGAACAGCGAAGAUCAGCUCUCUCCGGCGUCGGUCUACGAGGUCGGAAUAGUGAUCCAGAAGUAUAUACGACAUGUACUACAGCACCCUUGUGUUGCUAGCACCACUGAUGGCUCAAAGAAGCAGGUCGCUGAAGAAAUCAACAAAUUUCUGCUCGCGCACAUGGCCCACAAUGCCGACAAUGCUCGGAUGAGAGCCCCAAACGUCGCUACCGAUGGUAGUGUUAUCAGUCGCUCUUAUUUUGACUGGGUCCGCACAACAGGUGCCCAUGAUACCAGCUGCCCCUAUUCAUUUUCCUUCUUCGGUUGUCUCAUCGGUCGUGAUGGAUCCUUUGGUUCUUCUGCCAAGCAAAGAUUCUUUGCGCGGGCUCUGGGUCUUCACCUGGCAACUAUGUGCCGACAGUACAAUGACUACGGAUCUCAGCUCCGUGAUGCUGCAGAAAGGAACCUGAAUAGCCUCGAUUUCAUUGAAUUUACGGAGCAUAUGUCAGGGAAGCUGAACAGUGGCAAGCAAGAUCUGAUGGAACUUGCGGAGUUCGAAAGAGAAUGUAUGCAGCUAUGCUUUACACACCUUUCAGCAGAGAUAAGUAGCUCGACAGCGGCGCAGGUUCUAGCGUUUAUUGAUGUUACAGAUUUGUUUGGCCAAAUCUACGUUGCGCAGGACAUUGCCAGCCGUAUGCAGAAUUAG
Messenger RNA from Penicillium malachiteum, 2829 nucleotides. Its product is annotated as terpene synthase family protein. The transcript has a single exon. The record is from RefSeq and is a predicted model, not a curated record. NCBI's taxonomy places the organism in Eukaryota, Fungi, Ascomycota, Eurotiomycetes, Eurotiales, Aspergillaceae. Gene Ontology annotation, biological process: diterpenoid biosynthetic process. Gene Ontology annotation, molecular function: magnesium ion binding; terpene synthase activity. Bases 1 to 2829 code for a protein of 942 amino acids.